AUGCCAACUCUGGGGAAACUCUAUCAGCAGUCGAUGCUGAAGCACCCAUAUGGCUAUGCCCUCUACGAGCCGGAAUCAUCAAAAGUCCUGCAGCCUGGCUAUUGCGGAUACUUCACAGAGCUAGGGCAGUGGACCCCACUACUUGGAAUAGAUCAGAAAAUAAUAAGCCUUGGCGACUCAUUGAGUCUCACUCAAAAUGGCUUAACGAGAUUUGAGCAUUUCCACCCAGCGCCAUCCGAUGAACGAUCCUGGGGCCCAAAAUUGAGCGGGCAUGUGAUCCAAAGAAAGGUUGAUCUGGAAACCAGUGCUUCAGCACUCAUUCCAUCUGGGAUCCCCGUAGACAUUGGGGCCUUGUACCGAUACAGCAACGACGAUGGCUUUGGGGCAAUUCUCAUGACAGAAACUCCGGUGAUCAAAGAUCUGGUUUACGGUACGACGACUUUCCGGCUCUGGUGCAAAGAAAACUCGGAGACAAUUUUGCGGAAAUGGCCAGAUGUCCGAGAAUAUGGUCUUGUCAUUGUUACUUCCACUUAUAGGACCAGGUUGGCGAUGUUGAAUGCCUGGGCACAAAAGGGGAAGGAGAUUUCGGUCGGAUUUCGCGGGGGUGUCGUUGGAAUCGGUGAAAUUGCGCCUUCGUCUACCUGGUACACCUCCCAUGAGGAGGCUGGGUGGGUUUCUACGGAGGCGACCGAGCCUGGUGAAAGCAAGGUGGUGUUUUGCGGGGGUUUGUAUUUCAAAUAUCGCAGGCUGGCGGCUAUAUUGCCUCAGUCACGCGCAUUGAAGCAGGAGCCAGUGGAGAAAGUAAAGUUCCGUGAUGUUGACCCAGAGGAGAAGAACUUCCGGAUCUUUGACCAUGAUAGUUGUGACGACGGUGUGUAUGAGACAUUCGUUACCUCGGAAGAGCUCGGAGAAAUGAUAAAUCUGCCUGCGAAUGAGGAGGGCACUGACGGAGAUGACGACUUUUAA
Molecule: messenger RNA, 966 nt
Organism: Penicillium longicatenatum
Lineage: Eukaryota; Fungi; Ascomycota; Eurotiomycetes; Eurotiales; Aspergillaceae
Exons: 1
Coding region: 1-966 (321 amino acids)
Source: RefSeq, a predicted model, not a curated record